Molecule: messenger RNA, 864 nt
Organism: Pecten maximus
Lineage: Eukaryota; Metazoa; Mollusca; Bivalvia; Pectinida; Pectinidae
Product: neuronal acetylcholine receptor subunit beta-3-like
Exons: 1
Coding region: 1-864 (287 amino acids)
Biological process (GO): regulation of membrane potential; chemical synaptic transmission; nervous system process
Cellular component (GO): synapse; neuron projection; membrane
Molecular function (GO): extracellular ligand-gated monoatomic ion channel activity; transmembrane signaling receptor activity; neurotransmitter receptor activity
Source: RefSeq, a predicted model, not a curated record
AUGAAACCAACAGACAAUCUAUUGACUUGGUUCUUACUGGUAUUAAUGGUAACCGUCACCAUCUCGUCACCAACUUUACAAGAUGUGAAGGAUGUUUACAAACAUAUUUUCAAUGGCUAUGACAAUCGAAUCCGGCCUGUUAUCAACCAAAGUGACACCAUACCUGUGUCCAUGAUGUUCCUGCUGAAUUCGAUAAACGAAUUCGAUGAAAAGGCACAGAGACUUGUAAUAUCCGGAUGGUUUAGCAUACGCUGGAUAGACGAGUCUUUAGCCUGGAACGGGUCUGAUUUUGGUAAUGUGUCGCAUGUGUAUGUUGAUGGGAGUUCAAUCUGGCAGCCGAAUAUUGCCCUUAUCAAUACUUUUGGGAGAUUAAAUAUGCUUUCCCAGUUGGCUUCAAAAGCUGAGAUCAUGGCAGAUGGAAAGGUUGAGUGGUUUCCAGCCGACAGUUUCGUUGUGACGUGUGAAGUCGAUAUAACGUAUUACCCGUUCGAUACACAGACCUGCCAUAUGGAAUUCGAAAUUUGGGAUGAGCCUUCGUCCAAAGUCGCCUUUAUUACAACACCAGAAUCAAUCAACAUUAAGUAUUUCGAAGAAAAUGUCGAAUGGAAAUUGGUGAGUUCUGAGAUUGAAAGUGCUGAACUUGAUUUGGAAUCUAAUUCAUUUGUAAUUUUAUUCAUUAUGUCUACAGCGGCGGCCGAAAUUCGUUAUAUUGACGAUCAUUUCUCCCGUCAUCCUCCUGGCCUUUCUAAACGUCUGUGUAUUCUUAAUUCCACUUUCAUCUGGAGAGAAGAAUUCCUUCUGUGUGACCGUGUACCUGUCGUACGCUGUGUUUCUGGGAAUUAUCAGUUCCGAACUUCCUCAUAG